AUGCUCGUUAGUUCAAGUGCAAAAUCUAAUUCUACCAGUAAUCUUCCACCCUUAAAAGAAACAAACAAGUUUUCAUCAUGGACUGAUAAAAGCCUGUUCGAUCAAGUAGAUGAAAUUCUUUUUGAUUAGGAAGCUAGCUAGCCCGAGAAGCCUAAGAAGAUAUAAUAGCAAGUUCAAUACAAUAAAGACUUAAAUUUCAGUAAAAACAGUAGUAUCUAGGACAUUAAUCUCAAUAAUAGUAAUAAGGAAUCUCUACUAUCUUUAUCUGGGAGUUUAGACUUAGACAGUUAUGAGAUAGAAGAUGAAGUCGCUAUUGAUGCAAAUUAGAAGAACUCAAGACACAAUUCCAUUCCUCAAGAAGUUGAAGAUGAAGAGGAUAAUUGUGUAGAAAGUGGAAGUGGCAGUGGUGGUGCUAUAGGAGAUUCACUAGACUUAGAUAAUUCAGAUGAUCUGAAUAAAAUAAUUUAGAAAUAUGAGAAUAUGCUUGGAUCGUAAACUAACAAUAAUGGAGCUGAUAAUAAAAAAAGUGCAACCAAAUAGUAAAAAUCUUUAGAGGAAUCUUGGGGUGCUCAUGAAUAUCAGUAAAAAACAUUAGGAGAAUCAGGAGGUAUUUUAGUCAAAGAUCAAAAAAGUAAUACUGGGACUAUUGAAUUGGAAGAAGAGUAUGAGGAUGAUGACUUUGAAAAUCAAGCAGAGGAAGAAUAAGAGAAUAAUAAUAAAUACACUGAUGAAGAAGAUGAUGAUCACAUAGUAGAUGAAGAGAUAUACCUUAAUUCCAGUAUAGGUAAAAAGGACUCACAGUAUCUUCAGGAACUUUUAAAUCAACCUCUAAGAACUAAGCACAGCAAUUAAGCACUAAAGUAGUAAGACCAGUAAAAGACAGCAGCCUAAAAAAUAGUCGCUCAAUUAGAGGGAAGUGGUGAAUAUUCUGAUGACAUCGAUGAAUUUAUUAAAAAGCACAUCGAAAAUGAAGAGUUAGCCGAGAAAAACUCAAACUCAAGUGCUAACAAUACUUCUGCUGAUAGUUCUAAAGGAUAAGGCGGCAAAACUAGAGAAUUGAUUACUUCUUCAAAAAGCUCAGGAAACAAUUCCUCAUCAAGCGAUAGUGAUCAUGACGAUGUAUUCGAAGAGGACUAAAGAACACCAAAACAGGUUUUAUUAGAUGAACUAAAGAGGUUGGCAGACAUAUUUGGAAAGUACUCUUUGACUGAUAGAGAAAUGUUUUUGUCUGACUUUGAGAGUAUCACUAAAAUUCUUACUUAUGAGGAAGUAGUAUAAUACAUAAUACCAGUACUUGAAAUAUACUCUAAUGAACAAGAAUUCUUGAAGCUUUAAUUCUUUUAAAAGAUUCCUUUUCUAUUCUAAAAGCUAGUGAAGAGUGCUAAAGACUCUCAGGAUGCAGUUGAUUUAUUGAAUAUUUAAGUAUUUCCGCUGAUCGCAAAAAUGAUGAUCAAUUCUGAGGAGUAAGUUUAAACUGAGGGGGUGGAUGCUCUUUUAAAAGUAUCAAAGGACUUUUUGCAACUAAAAGAUAGCUAAUAUCUAGUUUUCGACCUUGUUUAAAGCAUAAUGAAAAAGGUAGACUAAUCAGAGGGUGCAAAGAUUUCAAUCCUAAUGAUUGUAGAAAGGUUUGCUGAAGAGUCUAUCUUUACAGAAUAUUAAUGUUUAAUGUUUUUGGAUGAUUUCUUGCCAGACAUUUAAAGAGGAAUGCUUUUCAAAAUAAAGAAGUUCUUGCUGCCCUGCUUGUUGGCUGUUGCUAAACAUAUUCCAUAUGACAAAUUUGUUGAAAACGUCUAUUCUGUAUUUGUCAGAUUUACUUCAGAUGAUAUCUGGGGAGUAAAGAAAGUAUGUGUUGAAAAACUACAAGAUUUCGUUAAAUUAAUUAGACCUAAUGAAAUCUAAAGACUACAACAAUGUGUUAUAUUCCUCUAGUAAUGUCUUAAUGAUCAAAGUCGUUGGGUAAAAAACUAAGCUUUUCAAUAAUUUGGAUAUGUUUUAAACGAAAUUUAUGAGAAAAUAGCUUUGAUUGAAGAUAGUUCUAUCAAGGUUUAACUUCAAGGUUUCAUUCAUAAUAGCUUCAAUCUAUUCUACGACUUAAAAUUCAUCUAAUAAAGUGAAGAUGACUAAUCCAUUUGCUAAUCAUUCAUGGGUAACUAGAAUGAUGAUGUAGAUAAGAUCAAAUAUUAUUGGGCAUUUUUCAUAGGAUGUGCUUUGACAAUCAAUGGAGGGUAAUCUUAUUGGGAAACAAAAAUUAAAGUUAUUUAUUCAAAGAUAUAUAAAGACAUACUCUUAACAGUUAGAAAAUCUCUGGCUAGUAGUUUAGUAGAAGUAGUGAAGCUAGUUGAUAUGUAAUAACUUGAUAAUUAAAGUUUCUUUAUUGAAGUAGUGACAAAUUACUUGAGUGAUAUUGAGGAUAUAAAAUCAAAAGUGACUCCUGAGCUAUGCAAAUUUGUAUCAUUAUAUCCACAAGAGUAGCAUUAGUAUCUGGUUACCACUCUAAUCAGAGAGUAAUUAGGCAAUAUGUAAUAAAAAUAAAGAGACAGUAAAAUUGCACUGCUUGAAUAAAUCUAUGAGCUAUUUAAUCCAUAAUUCUUAGCUGACUAAGAAUUUCACCUUAACCUAAUGCAAAUAAUAGAAAAUGAUUAGGCGAUAUAGUAUAAAAAGAGAGCUUGCAAGAUAUUUGGAUCUAAAGUAGUUGCUCCUUUGAUAAAGAGUAAAAAAUAUAGGAAAUCUUUCACUACUUUUCUUGAUGCUUUGAGACUUUCGAAGAAUUUUAGAUAGCGCUAGCUCUAUCUGAUAAUUGCAAAGUCAACUUUUAAUUCCGAUAAUGAGAUAUUUAAAAAACACUUUGCAAAAGCAAUAGGAAAUGAUAUGAUGGAGGAAAAAAUUAAAGUAGUACUUAUUUUACUAGCUAAAAUUUGCAAUAAAGUUCCUGAGGCUUACAGUAAAAGCAUUGAUAAAAUUCGAUAGAUAUUAAGAGCAUUAAAUUAAUCUGAUGAGAUACAUUAGUAUCUUUUACCAAUAGAGAAGAAAAACCGAUAGUUCUUAACUUUUGAGGAUAAAGAAGAGGAUAAUAAAGAAAAUGAUGAAAAUGAUGAAGAGAAGGAAAGAUAGGCUCUGGAAAAAUCAGUGAGUAUUAGAUUCGCUAAUUAUUCAAUGCUAACAAAAUCAGGAGGAGCUAAUGAACUUAGUCAGCUAUUUAACACUCAAUUAAUGGCACUUAUAGGAGGAAUUAUUGGGUCAUCUAAAGAAAAAGAGAAAAAAGAAUUUAUCGAUAAAAGCGAAGAGGCUAUCCUUGGAGGUAAGACAUCAGGUAAUAGUGCAUGGACCUCUUGA
Stylonychia lemnae is the source of this 3333-nucleotide messenger RNA. Lineage: Eukaryota; Ciliophora; Spirotrichea; Sporadotrichida; Oxytrichidae. The record is from the annotation of a GenBank genome assembly.